GGGAUGUGUUGGCCCGAUCCCAAAUCCUUCCGUCUGGAGUAUAAAGUGCGCUACAGCGGCGGGGUCCAGAAGGCAUUAUUUCACAGGCGACGUAGUGCACUUAUACAGGGGGCAGGGAGCCGUUUGGCCUACAGCCAUUGGUGCAAGUUAAAUCAAGCAGGCAGGAAAAAAAAAAAAAACAAGAAAAGGAAAGGAGGCGUCCGGUUGUGGGAAGCAUUCCCAAUUCCUCAGGCUGCCUUUUUGUCAUGCUAGCAUAGCCAUGCAAUCUCUACCGGUUCCGGUUUAAAGUCUAGUUUUUUCCCCCCCCAUCUUCUUCUUCUUCUCUUCCCUCUUUCCCAGUGUUUGGUCUCCAUUCCUCUUCUUCUGUUAGUGACGCGACCGGAUUUAUAUAACGGAUCUGAUCACCAACAAUAAGGGGCAGUGCGGAGAGCCGGCGGUUUCGCGGUUGUUAUGUGGAGCAUGGACACAGCGGCGCGGCGGACCGGCCUCGUUCUUCUGUAGCAAUUUUGUUGCACUUUUCAGUGUUUGAAGUGUCCGCGCGAGUCAGAAGAGACGCAUGAGAAUAAAAGAAGACACGUUUGCGUGAAGGCUUGAUAAUGGGCUGCGUCAAAAGCAAAGAAGACAAAGGACCAUCGCUGAAGUACCGACCAGAUGCUUCUAACCCGACCCCUGUUCCCUCUCACAUGGGCCACUAUGGACCAGACCCCACACAGAUGGGCCAGUCACCCGUCCCUAAGGGUCCCAACAACAGCUACAACAGCCAUGCCUCCGCCAUCACUCCAUUCGGAGGCUCCUCGUCUGUCAUCACUCCCUUCGGCGGAGCCUCUUCUUCCUUUUCCACAGUGACCGUGAGCAACCCCUUCCCUGGUGGCGUCACAGGUGGCGUGACGUUUUUUGUGGCCUUAUACGACUAUGAGGCCAGGACAUCCGACGACCUCUCAUUCAAAAAAGGCGAUCGAUUCCAGAUCAUCAACAACACAGAGGGAGACUGGUGGGAGGCCCGUUCCAUCAACACAGGCAAGAAGGGCUACAUUCCCAGCAAUUACGUGGCCCCUGCAGACUCCAUCCAAGCUGAAGAAUGGUACUUUGGGAAAAUGGGACGCAAAGAUGCCGAGCGACUGUUACUGGUUCCUGGAAACCAGAGAGGGACGUUCUUGGUCAGGGAGAGCGAGACAACAAAAGGAGCCUACUCUCUCUCCAUACGUGACUGGGAUGACAUGAAGGGUGACAAUGUGAAACACUACAAAAUCCGCAAGCUCGAUAACGGUGGCUACUACAUCACCACGAGAGCCCAGUUUGAUACACUGCAGAAACUGGUCAAACACUAUACAGAGCACGCAGACGGACUCUGUUACAGGCUCACUACUGUCUGUCCGACUGUGAAGCCCCAGACUCAGGGCCUGGCUAAAGACGCCUGGGAGAUCCCACGUGAAUCGCUCCGUCUGGAACUCAAACUGGGCCAAGGCUGCUUUGGAGAGGUCUGGAUGGGCACCUGGAACGGUACCACCAAGGUGGCGAUUAAGACGCUGAAGCCUGGCACCAUGUCCCCCGAGGCAUUCCUUCAGGAGGCCCAGAUCAUGAAGAAGCUCAGGCAUGACAAGCUGGUGCCUCUUUAUGCCGUCGUGUCUGAGGAACCCAUUUACAUCGUGACUGAGUACAUGGGCAAAGGGAGUUUGCUGGACUUUCUAAAGGAAGGCGAAGGCAAAUAUCUCAAGCUUCCACAGCUAGUAGACAUGGCAGCACAGAUCGCCGAUGGCAUGGCCUUCAUCGAAAGGAUGAAUUACAUCCACAGGGACCUGCGGGCAGCCAACAUCCUUGUGGGAGAAAACCUGGUGUGCAAGAUCGCUGAUUUUGGCCUGGCCAGGCUGAUCGAGGACAACGAAUACACCGCAAGACAAGGAGCCAAGUUCCCCAUUAAAUGGACAGCACCCGAGGCAGCUCUUUAUGGCCGCUUCACCAUCAAAUCUGACGUCUGGUCUUUCGGUAUCCUGCUGACUGAGCUGGUCACCAAAGGCAGAGUGCCAUACCCAGGCAUGGUGAACAGAGAGGUUCUGGAGCAGGUCGAGCGAGGAUACAGGAUGCCGUGUCCUCAGGGCUGUCCCGAGUCUCUGCAUGAGAUGAUGCAUCUGUGCUGGAAGAAAGAACCUGACGAGCGACCCACUUUCGAGUACAUCCAGUCCUUCCUAGAGGACUACUUCACCGCCACCGAGCCGCAGUACCAGCCCGGAGACAACCUGUGAGCUGCCCGCUUGGUGGCCAACCGGCUUGCUGCUUCUCCCCCUGACCCAUCCACACACAUUUGCUCCUGUUUUUGUUCUGUUUUCAGCGGUGUUCAAGGCACCACUUAACACCCUUUAGAUUUUUUUGGUUUUUGUUUAACCCUAUGUUGAGUUCAGGAUAAGUGUGAAGUGGAAUUCUUUAGGGGAAGCAAGUGGUUUGGAACAGAGAGGAAGCUGGAGAGAAAGUAAUGACCGUAGUGCUGAUUGCAUAAAUGUCUGUCUGCAGUUUCUUUUUUUAUUGUUUUUAGUUUUCCCACAAACACUAUGUUUUCUGCCAGUUUUAAGAUCGAGAACUGAUUCCUCUUUUUCUUUUUUUUUGGUAUCAUUGAUUUUUACCUUCAUUACACUUCUUUUUUUUUUUUCAAUAAUUUUGUUAGUUUGUUUAAAAAAGAAAAAAAAAGUGACCAAUAACUGUGGUUGAAAACGACGGUAUUGCCUCAGACUGUCGGUGAUGCUGUGAUGGGGAGAUGAAUAGAGAACGAGAGAGAACGAGAAAGAGAAUAUUUGCCAUUAUGAAUGUAUGAGCAGAGUGUAAGCAUGACCGAGAUGAAAGAGUGCGACUUUGUAAGUUAAAAUAGUGGUGAAAAAUAAAUGGGAAAGAUUUUUAUGAAUGAAUGAAUUAAUUAAUAAAAAGACAUGAUUUUUUUGUAAUCUGUUAAGACUUGAUCCAUCAUAAUUGAUGAUUUAUUUUUAAGAACUUUUUCUUAGUGCCAGCCAAAAAAAAAAGGCAUCCAAACACUGCAGUAAGCGUACACUAAGACAUGGAUCCCUUGUGUCAGUUCUGCCAAGUGCCAGUUCUGGGACAAACCUGUUUAUAAUUUGUGCACAUCAUUUUUAUUUUAUUUUUUUAUUCUUCAGUGUUUUAUGUCUGUAAUUCUCUAAAAACGUCUCUGUUUAAUCAGCAUAAUACUUCCCGGAGUUUGAAUUCCAUGUUAUUCCCACCAUGGAUGAUCUAAUGCACAUCGUUUGGUUUUUCUCGCCAGAAAAACAAAAUUGAGCCCCCAAUUCUGCUUGAAUGUUAAGUCACCUUUAAUGUGGAAUUGAAGAGCUUUAUGCCUCAUGAUCACAUUCUCACCUCCAUCAUUAAGAGCUCAGACUAUAGAACUAUAAGUUCAGAGACUUAAUUUCAGAGAAUCAGUGUUGAAGCUGUUCAGUCUAGAAUUUGAUUUUAUUAUAAGAGCACCAAAAUCAGUGAAUCAGAUGAAUUCUUCAGGUCUACGAAUACGUUUUACAAUGUUUAGUGUUGGAAUCAACAAUAGUGUAUGCGCUGUUUGUUCAUACUCUGUUAAAGAAAUAAUAAAACCCCUACAUUUCAUAUUGGAACAGAACCGUUCAUGUUUGUAUCACUGAGAUACUUUUUAGGAAUAGAUGAAAUCAUGUCCUUCUUAAUAAGGCUGUUCCAUCACUUUCUGCAACUCUGUCGCUCUCCACGGGUUGGCGAUUACAAUUCUAAUACGAGCACCGUUGGUUAAAAAAAAAUACACUAAAUACUAAAAAUCUUAGAAGUGCUGAAUGAGAGAGUUUUAAAAUUGGGAACAGAAAACAUGGACUUUCUGGGUAUUUAAUUUAAACUGAUUUAAUGGCUGUGUUUGAAAUGCGCCUGGAUGCAAAUCUAUAAAUGUGAAUUUAGUUGGUAUAGAAAGCAGAGAAAACUAGUAACCCUAUAUUAAGAGUUUACACAUAUGGAGCUGUGUUGUGUCUGCCGGCGGUUUCUGACGUCAGUUUAAAUGCACUUCGUGUGAACCAAACACUCGCAUUGUGAAGGAGCAAAGCUGAAAAGCCUCCUGUCAGUAGAGAGGGUUUACCUUUGUUCUCCUGUGUCAUUGUCCCUUUGUCUCCGUCUCAGGGGGCUCCGUCAUAAGCACGGACCCCUCCUCUCUCCCUUUUCCCCAGAAAUCUGUCUGGUUUUCAAAGGGCUAUGGACCAGUUUGAUGAUUCGCUUUUGUUCUUUCAUGGAGACUUUUUUGAAGACGAGAACUGAUGCGCUUUGGCUGCAGGGUUGAAAUCUGAGUACGGGGGCGGGGGGUUGGGGGGUGUACCGUCAUGUUGGCAACGAAUUACUAACCUAAAUAAUUUGUACAGUGAAAAAUAAAGUUGUAUGUAAUGCUUUUGA
Molecule: messenger RNA, 4392 nt
Organism: Clarias gariepinus (North African catfish)
Lineage: Eukaryota; Metazoa; Chordata; Actinopteri; Siluriformes; Clariidae
Gene: yes1
Product: YES proto-oncogene 1, Src family tyrosine kinase
Exons: 12
Coding region: 597-2240 (547 amino acids)
Biological process (GO): protein phosphorylation; innate immune response; cell surface receptor protein tyrosine kinase signaling pathway
Cellular component (GO): extrinsic component of cytoplasmic side of plasma membrane
Molecular function (GO): signaling receptor binding; non-membrane spanning protein tyrosine kinase activity; ATP binding
Source: RefSeq, a predicted model, not a curated record